Molecule: messenger RNA, 1677 nt
Organism: Fusarium odoratissimum NRRL 54006
Lineage: Eukaryota; Fungi; Ascomycota; Sordariomycetes; Hypocreales; Nectriaceae
Exons: 1
Coding region: 1-1677 (558 amino acids)
Source: RefSeq, a predicted model, not a curated record
AUGAAUGGAAUCGCCGACUCGAACGCUAGGAAAGAAAUCGCCUUUCAUUUCUUACCUGCGAUAACAGCAGAGCCCAACAGCCGCCGUGAGGUUGAGCUCCGACAAUCAAGUGCCAGGUCACAUCUCGCCAAAUCCAUGCAUCGUCGUAAAAGAGCCAGCAAGGAACUACCAUCAGAGCAAGAAUCCACCGAAUUACGCAGGACCAAUAAGGGUAUGACGAUGGCGGAGAGGAGCACCAUAAGAAAUGACAGACAGCUUCUGCUUACCUCUGGACAACUCAGUAUUUGCGUUAUCCCCGACAGGAUGGGGGACCCGCACACCAAGAUGCUGCUUCACUACUGCACGCAAUCUUUUUGGCCAGGAUUCGAGAUCGGGUCAGCCGCAUUUCAUAUUCCACCGUUCGCGCUCGACUACAAUACGCUUGUUGCUCAAGGUCCAGCAUUGGUACAUGCUUGUCUGUGGCAAGCUGCAGUGAACCUUGCAUUCAAGAGAAACUCGCGGGUUACCGAUAAGCAAAGUUUACUACACUACAAUCAAGCCAUUGCGCAUAUCUCGAAAGACAUCACGAAACCUGUCUCAGAAAUACCUGAGCAGACUCUUUAUGCCAUCCUUAGUCUCUGUGGUCCCGAGAUGUCGCCAGAUGAUGGAAACGGCAUCAUCAAAAAGGCUUUUGAUCCGCCGUUAGCGGAGCUAUCUUGGAUCCACGUCUUUGGCAGCAGACUUCUCAUUGAUUCGCACGCCAAGGCCUUGAUGAAUCUGGUGGAUCUGAAAGGGGGCAUUCACAAUGUCAAGUACGCUGGCUUCCAAGCUUCCUUUAACUACAUGGAUCUUGUACGCGCCACCCAAAAGCUUGUCAAACCUCACCUUCCGGUGUCUCAGCUUUACGGUCGUGUCAAGGAGACCCAUGAUAGGGCCAAGUUCUUCGGUUACGCUUCUGACUUUGUCGAGCAUUCUCCAUUUGAGGAAUCGUCAGUUAUAAUUGACAGUCUUAGUGUGCUCGGCUUAGCAGAAGAUGUGCGAGAAGUAAUCUGUGACAUGCGAGUAUGGGUCAAGGUCAUAGAGGCAUACCAUCACAGCGCGUUGACAAACCCUGAUCUUUCGCUUCUAGCUGCUCAUAGAGAUCUGAUCCAACAGCGCCUUCUCGCAACUCUCCCGGACGGGUAUGAUGGCAAGAAGCCCAUGCAAAUGGACGCGUCCGGGUCAACAGAAACCACCGCAGACCAGUGGAUCAACGAAAUCAUUCAGACAGCUCUGCUGAUAUUCUCAUUGGGCGUUACGUGCCCUAUCUCCUACGCGCCUCCUUACCAUCAUGCUGCACAGAGGUUACAGGCACAGCUCAUCCUGUAUAAGGAGCGAGCGACUCAUCUAGGAUUAUCUGACCUGCUGACAUGGCUUGGCAUGUUGGGACUCCUCUGUACCGAACAGGUUGGGUCCAGGCGCAGAGAGUGGUUUGUUGGAUUCCUCAGUAUGGUGGAGCGGAAGCGCGGAGUCACUGGAGACGCGAGGGAUUGGGAUCUGGUAAAGAAAGAAUCACUUGAGCUCAUGCUGUGGUCUUCUGUCGCCUGCGAUAUUGCAGCAGACACGGCGUGGCGCGAUGUCCAAGAAGUCGCGGAUGAGACAUCAUGGAAUUGGGGCAGGACAGCAUGGUCAACAAUGCUGGGGACUAUAUGUGGAUAA